CCCCUCGCUAGCCGUGCGUCACGUGACCGGGAGUAACGGGCGCGCUGGAGGUGAGGUUGAGCCGGGAUGGCAGACCUAAAUCAGCUGGUGGAGCGGCUGGAGAUUGUGGCACAGAGGCUGGAGGCUGCCUUCCCUGGAGGAACUGGUGGCCCCAGUGGAGAUGCAAUCAAUGGCAUUGAAGAAGAGGUGCCGCCAUGCGUGGAGGCAUUUGACAGUAUCCUGGCCGGGCCUGUAGCCCAGUACCUUCGCUACAGCCGUGACAUCGGCGGAGAAGUGGCGAGCCACGCCGAGAUGGUAAAAACAGCUCUUCAUGCGCAAAGAUCGUUUCUGGUGACCGCUGCCAGGUCACAGCAGCCUUCUGAGAUGGCCCUGAUGCAGCUCUUGAAGCCCAUCUCGGAGAAGGUGCAGGAGGUGCAGGGACUGCGGGAGAGGAACCGCGGCAGCGUGCUCUUCAACCACCUGUCGGCGGUCAGCGAGAGCAUUCCUGCACUCGGCUGGGUCACCAUGGCCCCCACGCCAUCGUCUUACGUGAAGGAGAUGAAUGAUGCGGCGAUGUUUUACACAAACCGCGUCCUGAAGGAGUAUCGCGACUCUGACAAGAGGCACGUGGAGUGGGUGACAGCAUUCCUGGGCAUCUGGAAGGAGCUGCAGGCCUACAUACGAGAGUACCACACUACCGGCGUCGAGUGGAAAGAUUCGAACCCAAAAGCAAAAGAGGCAACCUCAGGUGCACUCUCGACGCCUCCUCCUCCCCCUCCUCCCCCUCCACCCCCGGGUCCCCCGCCCCCUCUGCUGCCGUCCCUGGCGAGGCAGGACAGCGCGACGGGAGACCGCUCGGCGCUCUUUGCCGAGAUCAACCAGGGCGAGGGGAUUGCCAGAGCGUUGAAGCACGUGUCGGACAAAGUGAAGACCCACAAGAACCCAGGCCUCCGUGCGCAGGGCAGCGUGAGCCGGGGGGACAGUCCACAGUCGUCGCCCCACAGGGCGCUCGCCGCUCGGAAACAGCAGCAGCCCGUGCUCGAAUUAGAAGGCAAGAAGUGGAGAGUGGAGUACCAGGAGAAUGCCGAGGGUCUCCUGAUCGAGGACACGGAGCUCAAGCAGGUGGUGUACGUCUUCCAGUGUGUGAACAGCAUGUUGCAGAUCAAAGGCAAAAUCAACUCCAUCAUCAUCGAUAACUGCAAGAGGUUGGGGUUGGUCUUUGAGAACGUGGUUGGCAUCGUAGAGGUCAUCAACAGCAAGAGUGUGCAACUGCAGGUGGAGGGGAAGGUCCCGACCAUUUCCAUCAACAAGACGGACGGCUGCCAGGUGUUCCUGAGCCCCCAGUCCCUGGACUGCGAGAUCGUGAGCGCCAAGUCCUCCGAGAUGAACAUCCUCGUCCCUGACCACGACGAUUACCGAGAAUUCCCAGUGCCCGAGCAGUUCAAGACCGUGUGGAACGGUCACAAGCUUGUCACCGAAGCCUCAGAGAUUGCCGGAUAGCCGUGGGGGGGUCUGUAGCAGCCAAGGGAACGUCUCCUGGCUGACAGUUCUUCAGGCUCUGCGUGCACGGUCGCGGAGAUUUGAUGUUCUUUCACCACAUGCCAUUCAAUAUUGCUCCUACCACAAACGUAUUAAUCAUGAAUUACUUAAACUCUGAACAGGUUAAACGAAGUAAAGCAAAUAUAAUAAAAAAGUAAAACGCUCAGGCUGAUGCCAGAUAGGAUUCAAUUAUGUAAUGAUAUAAUAUAUUAUAAUAGUUGCAUCGAAGCUAAACCUUCAUUGCUUUAUAAGCAGGUGUAAUUGAAUAUAAUUUGAGGUUUUCCACAGCUGAGACGUACGAUUAUCCAUCGGUGUAAAACUCUCACCUGCAGUGUCAUACAGAUGGUCGCGAGGUCAUUCUUUGCGCUAACGACUACGUGUUUAGUGCCAUGAUUAUUUAAGGAAAUGAUCUGCAAUGGUAAUGGUUGAUAUUCUUGUGUACAUAUCUAUACAUCUACAGCGAGCAGAGGCUGGCCAGGCAGCUUAGCGUCGGAGCCAGCGGCUCACAGUUGGAAUUGGCUCAGCCCAUCAUCCCACCAGGGUCGAUAACAUAAGUCCCGUGCAGAGACUCACCCCUGCCAUGGGAAUGUGUAAUUUCCACAACUGGGUCAGGGUUGUAGACGAGAGAUGAGCACUGCCUGAAAUCACUUUUAUUUAAUUUCUGACAGCUGGCAAAAAAAACGAGCAACUAAAAUUGUUAGGCCACAGAAAGGUUCUUAUCAUAAAUGCUCGCUUUUAAGAAUGUAAACGUUUCAUAUUCUUAUUCACAGAUGCGCAAGUGAAAAUUCAAUGGAAUUGAACCUUACUUGGGAAAAAACAAACACGUGCAUUGCUCAUCCUUUCCACCGAUAGAUUUUUCUGAAUACUGAAUGGGAAUCGGGAGGAUUUAAAAUCGUAUUGCUUAGACGAGGGUGGGUUUUUGGGAUGUUCUCAGUUUGCAUCGAGCACAGAGGCAGCGCUAUCGGAUGGAGGCGUUUGGCGAAUGCAGCUUCCGCUGGGAUGCGCACGGAGAGCGCUCGCGAAUUUGGGCAAUGCCCUAUCAGUAGCUCGGGAAGGGAAUGGGAGGGAUUUGAUUUUGGUCGUAAAGUGAUCCCCGGACUGUAGCGCUGAUCUGAAUCAGCCCCCUUUGAAUGCGACACUUCCCCCAUAAUGUCUCGCCGUAGGCCACAGUUGGCGAAAGUCGCCGGUCACGAUGUCGCCAUUCGUGUUCAUUGCAGCCCUGGUACGUGGUUCUUUUACACCAAGCACGGUUGGCUACGUACAGUGCGAAAGAAGUUACAAGCAGCUCCUUGGUGAGCGAGCUGGCAUACAUGAUGUACACUGUCGUGGGGAGAGAGUGCUGUCAAACCCAUUUUAAGCUUACAAACCAAAUUGCUGCACAUGAUGGAGAAAUUAUUAGGUCAUGGUAAUUUAAUUCGUUCAUGCAUAUCAAAGGCGAGAUGGUGUGUUCAAGAUUCACGAUUAAUGUAUCAAUCAAAAUAGUUAUAAUCGUAUAAAAUAUGUAACCAUCGUGGUAGAAUAAUCAAAAGUCUUAAACUGGCAGUCCGGUUUUUUUCCUUCUAGGCCACCAUCGACAUCACUGCAAUCGUACAAUUUGUGCCAGCAGCCAUGCGGUUUGUCAGCUGAAGCAUAUACAUGCUUUACACUUUAAAAUGGUAUGCUAAUCAUUGCCUUUGUGUACUGUUAAACACAAUAGUCAGCUCUUACUCUACAGAAUCGCAAAGAACAGCUGAUGAGUCGUUUUGGCAAAACGUUGAAACAAAGUGGAGUUUUUUUUGUUUGACGAACUACAAACAACCUUGCACAUUCAUGCAUCAUGCAAAGCGCGAUUUGGAAAAACGCCAGCUGUCCAUUUGCUUGUUGCGUUGUUUACGCACAACUACUGUGAUGAUUUUAACGCGUUGUUGUCGGCUUUGUUUAGUCCCGUGUGCAUAGCAGAGCAUGCUCUGCUACAUUUUAGAUGUGCGACCAUUGGGGCGUUAUCCUUUUGAGAGUUUUGUACCGAGCAUCAAUCAUUUCGUGUUGUGGUGGUGGCGCACUCGCCCGCGCCGCCUGCUGGCUGCGUCGCGGUGUCGCACUGGGCUCUUCACGAUCUCGGUGCGAUUCCCGGCUUUGCCAUCGAUGGCCUGCGAUUGGCCUCGCGAGAUGAAGUUGACAUGCUGGAGGAAUACUGAGUCACCCCCGUGAUUGUCAGCGGGCUGCGCUGGCCGAAAUUUGAUAUCCGCCUGCCACUCUGUACCCGGCUGCGUGCAUUCCUCCACCAUUGUGUGUGAGUGUUGGCUGCGGCUGGCAUGAGUGGGGCAACUCUGCUGGGGUGGUGAGGAUGGGAGGACCUCGGGAGCGGUGUUCGGGGCGGUUGGCACAGGAGAGAUCUGUGUUCUGGAGGAUUUAGCUCGAUGCAGUUAUGCCUGUCCAUAUAUCGCUUGCAGACGAUUAAGGAUUUGUAGAUUGCAGCAUGAUCACUGAAGACUAAAAGCUCAUUAUUAAGCAUGGAUACACUUGAGUAAACUUGCAAUAUGCUAGACAUGAUGGUCUUAUAAAGGGAACGAUUAGUGCUUUGCACAUCCAGUACAGUAUAACAGUACUCGUAUUAACUUUGGAAUUGCGAUUGGGUAGUAUUUUCAAGCUUUCAUAGAGAGAUUACGCAUUUGGGUUAUUAAAAAAAAGCUCACACCACACUACAUGCUUCGAAACGUGGGAACUCCUGAAAGCUUUCAAUUCGGGAGCCAAUUGUACCCGACAAAAGCCAGAGUGCAACUCGACACAUCUUGGGACGAGGCCGUGGCCCGUCCUCCACUGACGUCGCUGUUGUUCCUCGCGCUGCUCGCAAGCCGCUCGGCUCCGCCGGGAAGAGGGACCCACAGGGUGGCGAUCUUCCCGGUCGAAUGUUGUCCACCGCGUCUGCCAAGCGGCAUGACCACCACGUGGCAUCGAGCGGAGACCAGAUCAAGUAACGUAGACUCCUCGAUUCCCGGGUUUCAGUGCAGCGUGCAGGCAAGAACAUGUCUUGUUUGUCUUGCCACUUUACAACAUGAACAUAGGUCGGCUGUAUCGCGGAAAUGCCUCUUUUUACAGAGCACGUGGAAAAUUCGCAUGCCUGUAAAUGGGGUUGCCUCGUCAAUAAAAAACUUGGAACAUGAUGGGGAAAUGAAUAUCAAGGAGCCAACGAGGGGAGAGCUGCCUGGACAUGCAUUGUAUUAAGUGGUAUUCAGUGUUACUAUUACUGCUGUAUUACUACCCAACUGCCACAUACCGGCACGUCUAAUGCCCGCAGAAAACUUACACAUGACAGAUUUGCCAGUAUGAUUACCUUGGGAAAGUCAGUACAGGUGAUGACCCAUACACGACUACAUGUCUGUUUAAAGUCACUGCUGAUGAAGAUGUUUGAAAGGGUUUGUUUUCCUGAUUUCUGUACAUCACUGCCAACCGAGACACGUGUGUUUAUGUUCGUUGUAACAAACAAUUCUAUUUUAAUGUCAGCCAAAUUUGCGGCAAGGCAGUCGUGACCUCAGUACAAUAGUGGAGCUGAUUUCAUGCGGCGGUCUCAGUUUUGAUAUUAGAAGUUCAAAGUGGAUCGCCUUACUUACUCCCUACACGUGUGUGCGUAGGAUGCAGUUGAGUUAUACCAUUUAUUUUUCAAAGGCACGUUUACAAAUAAAUAUAUUUUGCAACAGGCACCCACGAGUACACACAAAUAAAACUGUAUAUGCCUGUGCACAGAUGCUUAAGACCUUAACGCGUGAAUAGUCGGUGACCAACACAACGACACCCUAGCCUCCUCUAGCGGUGGAUUCGGGCGUUGCAUCAGACGCCACCGUGGCACUAGACCCAACCACACCUUGCCAAUGCCUCUCUAGGUCAAUAAUGGGAUCGAUGUCAGUGCCACUGCUGUAAUUCACACUGAGCCACAUCGCCUCAAGUCAUCAUCAUCAUCAUCAUGGCUUGGCUUCGCGAACGAAGAUCUAGGAAGGACAUCCACGUCUUCUGCAGGCACGCUGGUGGCUGAAGAGGCCUAUGCGGGACAAGCAGGUCCUGCCACAACAGCUGCAAGUAUAGGUCUCAUCUGGGAUGGGUGCUGAGGGAUCAUGGUUCUUCCUCCUCCUUUUGUCCUCCAUACGGGCCCUGCGGGUAUCUUCGAAGAAGGAGGUGGCUUGGUGGACUGUGUGCCGCCAGGAGUUGCGAUCAGCUGCUUGUGUUGCCCACUGACGGUGAUCGAUGCAGCAAGCAGUGAGGGACUUCUUCAGGGAGUCUUUGUAUCGCUUUCGUGGUGCCCCUAUGUCUAGGUCAAUAAUGGGAUCGAUGUCAGUGCCACUGCUGUAAUUCACACUGAGCCACAUCGCCUCAAGUAUUCAUAAGGUAUAUUACAUAUCCUUGUGGUAUACGAAAUCACGUAAGAGCACAAAUGCCUAAGCUGUUAGAGAUGCGGUCCUGCACUUAGCAUGCAUAGUGCUUCUGUCGUGCGCGUGGUAGCGAUAGAUGCAUUGCAACUGUUUUAGAUUGUAGACGAGGAUGUGCUUCUGCACCUGUAAUGUGAUUGUGGUCUUACUAGCUUGACGAACGAAGCCGUAAACGGACGUCUGUGUUGUACGCAGUUGAGAAUAAAACAUGUUGAAAUAA
Molecule: messenger RNA, 6135 nt
Organism: Lethenteron reissneri (Far Eastern brook lamprey)
Lineage: Eukaryota; Metazoa; Chordata; Hyperoartia; Petromyzontiformes; Petromyzontidae
Product: adenylyl cyclase-associated protein 1-like
Biological process (GO): cytoskeleton organization; actin filament organization; cell morphogenesis
Cellular component (GO): cytoplasm
Molecular function (GO): adenylate cyclase binding; actin binding
Source: RefSeq, a predicted model, not a curated record